GUGUCCUACAACCAUUAUAAAUUAUCAUGACUGCAUUACCCUUUACGCACACCACCCCCAACUCAACACUUGGUCAAUAUUGUCUCUCAUUUCUGGCUUCCCUUUGCUUUAUCCUAUUCCCUUAACUCUACCGCAGCUUUUCUUUUUUGAUUUUAUUCUUUUUUUUCUUCACUCAUAAUGCCAGAGGAUAUGAAUUUUUCAAUAAAUGGUCACUCUCGGGUGCCUCCAGGUUUUAGAUUUCAUCCCACUGAAGAGGAGCUUCUUCACUACUACCUCAGGAAGAAGGUGGCCUAUGAGAAGAUAGAUCUCGAUGUCAUUCGUGAUGUUGAUCUUAACAAGCUUGAGCCCUGGGAUAUCCAAGAGAAAUGCAAAAUAGGAUCCACCCCACAGAAUGAUUGGUACUUCUUUAGUCACAAGGACAAGAAAUACCCAACCGGGACUAGAACUAACCGAGCGACGGCAGCCGGAUUCUGGAAAGCCACUGGCCGUGAUAAGAUCAUCUACAGCGGCUUUAAAAGAAUUGGUUUGAGGAAGACUCUAGUGUUUUACAAGGGGCGAGCUCCACAUGGCCAAAAAUCUGAUUGGAUCAUGCAUGAAUAUAGGCUUGAUGAUAGCUUUCAUGACAGCACUGUUUCCAAUCCAAUCGAAGAAGCAAUCCCUGAGGAGGGGUGGGUGGUUUGCCGUGUAUUUAGAAAGAAGAACUAUCAAAAAACCCUAGAGUGUCCUAAAGGUUCAUCGAGCUCGAUGGACUCGAAGACCCAGAUCCUUAGUUCUGGCAACGAUGGAGUUCUUGAUCAAAUACUUCUCUAUAUGGGUAGGACUUGCAAGAUGGAGAAUGAAUCAUUUAGCCACAUGAAUCUAUCCAACAACAGCAACAAUAACAGCGUUAGAUUUCUCUCAUCUAACAACACAGGCAUCGGUGAAGGGCUUCAUGAAGGAUUUAUGCAUCUUCCAAGGCUAGAUAGUCCAACCCUUCCUCCGGUUACAAUCAACAGCCCCCUCUUUGAUGAAGAUAAUAAUUUCAGAUCUUGCUAUCCGUCGUAUGAUGAGAUGCUCAUAGAGAAUAACAAACCUUCCUCCCCCACCACCACCAACAACAAUAAUCACCACCACAACCAGCGCUACCACCUCCCCCCCAAUGGCUUUGACAUGACCUCGAUACACGAAAACAACAAAUCCGGGCUUAAUGACUGGGCUAUCUUGGAUCGUCUGGUGGCAUCACAGCUGAAUGGUCAGGUAGAGACAUCGAAGCAACUAUCUUGCUUUAGUGACUCAAAUGGGAGUUUUGGUCUGCCUCCUGAUGAUGACAUGCAAUUAUCACAGCUACAUGGGCACUCGAAUAGAUCAAGUCAAGGAAAUUCUCAGGUCUACAGUAGCGAGAAUGAUAUAUGGACCUUCACUAAAUCAUCGUCCCCAUCGUCAUCAGACCCAUUAUGCCACUUGUCCGUAUAACCCAAGUGUCUAAAUAUACCAUAACAACAUAGAAUCUCCUAUAGUCCUUCUAGGUAUGUAUCAGUAUACGUUAUAUCAUAUAUAUAGUAUAUAUAUAUAUAUAUAUAGCACAUGUAUUGGAUAAAUAAUAAAAAUAAUCAAGUGAUAUUUGAGAUAGGUUGGCAAUGUAAAACAUUAUCAUGUUAUUUUCAUUAAUAACGAUGUCGUCCAUGCCCAAAUUUUUAUUCAA
This is a messenger RNA of Hevea brasiliensis (rubber tree), 1681 nucleotides long. RefSeq names its product NAC domain-containing protein 43. Gene Ontology annotation, biological process: regulation of DNA-templated transcription. NCBI's taxonomy places the organism in Eukaryota, Viridiplantae, Streptophyta, Magnoliopsida, Malpighiales, Euphorbiaceae. Gene Ontology annotation, molecular function: DNA binding. The record is from RefSeq and is a predicted model, not a curated record. The transcript is spliced from 3 exons. Bases 178 to 1452 code for a protein of 424 amino acids.